UCCAUCACAUCUCCAACAAAUGUCAACACAGCAAACAAUAUGUCAAGCGCAACAAUUUCACAGGAACCAGCUCCAAGUUCUGAUGCAGCAAGCGCUACUGCAACCUAUUCUGCUGAAACAUCUCCACUGGGACAAUCAAAUGGUGAUGCCAUGCCUACUGUGACAGCUUUGACAUCGGGACCCUCUUCAAAUGAUAUUUCAGGGUCUCCAACAAGUUCCCGUGCAACUAUUCCAAGUUCAAAUGCAGUAGGAAGUUCUGGAUCCAAUUCCACUGAAAGCUCCUCUUCUGAAGCUUCAAAAACUGUCUAUGUACCUACAACACCUCCAACAUCCGAAAGCUCAAGAAAUUAUUCAUCAAGCUCUUCAACAAUUUCCCGUGUCAACGCUCAAAGUUCAACUGUGGAAACCUCUGCUGUAACUGCUUCUUCUGGAAUAUCAUCCACUGAAGACUCAAAUACAGGCAAUAUAUCCAUCACAUCUCCAACAAAUGUCAACACAGCAAACAAUAUGUCAAGCGCAACAAUUUCACAGGAACCAGCUCCAAGUUCUGAUGCAGCAAGCGCUACUGCAACCUAUUCUGCUGAAACAUCUCCACUGGGACAAUCAAAUGGUGAUGCCAUGCCUACUGUGACAGCUCUGAUAUCAGGACCCUCAUCAAAUGAAAUUUCAGGGUCUCCAACAAGUUCCCGUGCAACUAUUCCAAGUUCAAAUGGAGUAGGAAGUUCUGGAUCCAAUUCCACUGAAAGCUCCUCUUCUGAAGCUUCAAAAACUGUCUAUGUACCUACAACACCUCCAACAUCCGAAAGCUCAAGAAAUUAUUCAUCAAGCUCUUCAACAAUUUCCCGUGUCAACGCUCAAAGUUCAACUGUGGAAACCUCUGCUGUAACUGCUUCUUCUGGAAUAUCAUCCACUGAAGACUCAAAUACAGGCAAUAUAUCCAUCACAUCUCCAACAAAUGUCAACACAGCAAACAAUAUGUCAAGCGCAACAAUUUCACAGGAACCAGCUCCAAGUUCUAAUGCAGCAACCACUACUGCAACCUAUUCUGCUGAAACAUCUCCACUGGGACAAUCUAAUGGUGAUGCCAUGCCUACUGUGACAGCUUUGACAUCGGGACCCUCUUCAAAUGAUAUUUCAGGGUCUCCAACAAGUUCCCGUGCAACUAUUCAAAGUUCAAAUGGAGUAGGAAGUUCUGGAUCCAAUUCCACUGAAAGCUCCUCUUCUGAAGCUUCAAAAACUGUCUAUGUACCUACAACACCUCCAACAUCCGAAAGCUCAAGAAAUUAUUCAUCAAGCUCUUCAACAAUUUCCCGUGUCAACGCUCAAAGUUCAACUGUGGAAACCUCUGCUGUAACUGCUUCUUCUGGAAUAUCAUCCACUGAAGACUCAAAUACAGGCAAUAUAUCCAUCACAUCUCCAACAAAUGUCAACACAGCAAACAAUAUGUCAAGCUCAACAAUUUCACAGGAACCAGCUCCAAGUUCUAAUGCAGCAACCACUACUGCAACCUAUUCUGCUGAAACAUCUCCACUGGGACAAUCUAAUGGUGAUGCCAUGCCUACUGUGACAGCUUUGACAUCGGGACCCUCUUCAAAUGAUAUUUCAGGGUCUCCAACAAGUUCCCGUGCAACUAUUCCAAGUUCAAAUGCAGUAGGAAGUUCUGGAUCCAAUUCCACUGAAAGCUCCUCUUCUGAAGCUUCAAAAACUGUCUAUGUACCUACAACACCUCCAACAUCCGAAAGCUCAAGAAAUUAUUCAUCAAGCUCUUCAACAAUUUCCCGUGUCAACGCUCAAAGUUCAACUGUGGAAACCUCUGCUGUAACUGCUUCUUCUGAAAUAUCAUCCACUGAAGACUCAAAUACAGGCAAUAUAUCCAUCACAUCUCCAACAAACGUCAACACAGCAAACAAUAUGUCAAGCGCAACAAUUUCACAGGAACCAGCUCCAAGUUCUGAUGCAGCAAGCGCUACUGCAACCUAUUCUGCUGAAACAUCUCCACUGGGACAAUCUAAUGGUGAUGCCAUGCCUACUGUGACAGCUUUGACAUCGGGACCCUCUUCAAAUGAUAUUUCAGGGUCUCCUACAAGUUCCCGUGCAACUAUUCCAAGUUCAAAUGCAGUAGGAAGUUCUGGAUCCAAUUCCACUGAAAGCUCCUCUUCUGAAGCUUCAAAAACUGUCUAUGUACCUACAACACCUCCAACAUCCGAAAGCUCAAGAAAUUAUUCAUCAAGCUCUUCAACAAUUUCCCGUGUCAACGCUCAAAGUUCAACUGUGGAAACCUCUGCUGUAACUGCUUCUUCUGGAAUAUCAUCCACUGAAGACUCAAAUACAGGCAAUAUAUCCAUCACAUCUCCAACAAAUGUCAACACAGCAAACAAUAUGUCAAGCGCAACAAUUUCACAGGAACCAGCUCCAAGUUCUGAUGCAGCAAGCGCUACUGCAACCUAUUCUGCUGAAACAUCUCCACUGGGACAAUCUAAUGGUGAUGCCAUGCCUACUGUGACAGCUUUGACAUCGGGACCCUCUUCAAAUGAUAUUUCAGGGUCUCCAACAAGUUCCCGUGCAACUAUUCCAAGUUCAAAUGCAGUAGGAAGUUCUGGAUCCAAUUCCACUGAAAGCUCCUCUUCUGAAGCUUCAAAAACUGUCUAUGUACCUACAACACCUCCAACAUCCGAAAGCUCAAGAAAUUAUUCAUCAAGCUCUUCAACAAUUUCCCGUGUCAACGCUCAAAGUUCAACUGUGGAAACCUCUGCUGUAACUGCUUCUUCUGGAAUAUCAUCCACUGAAGACUCAAAUACAGGCAAUAUAUCCAUCACAUCUCCAACAAAUGUCAACACGGCAAACAAUAUGUCAAGCGCAACAAUUUCACAGGAACCAGCUCCAAGUUCUAAUGCAGCAACCACUACUGCAACCUAUUCUGCUGAAACAUCUCCACUGGGACAAUCUAAUGGUGAUGCCAUGCCUACUGUGACAGCUUUGACAUCGGGACCCUCUUCAAAUGAUAUUUCAGGGUCUCCAACAAGUUCCCGUGCAACUAUUCCAAGUUCAAAUGCAGUAGGAAGUUCUGGAUCCAAUUCCACUGAAAGCUCCUCUUCUGAAGCUUCAAAAACUGUCUAUGUACCUACAACACCUCCAACAUCCGAAAGCUCAAGAAAUUAUUCAUCAAGCUCUUCAACAAUUUCCCGUGUCAACGCUCAAAGUUCAAAUGUGGAAACCUCUGCUGUAACUGCUUCUUCUGGAAUAUCAUCCACUGAAGACUCAAAUACAGGCAAUAUAUCCAUCACAUCUCCAACAAACGUCAACACAGCAAACAAUAUGUCAAGCGCAACAACUUCACAGGAACCAGCUCCAAGUUCUGAUGCAGCAAGCGCUACUGCAACCUAUUCUGCUGAAACAUCUCCACUGGGACAAUCAAAUGGUGAUACCAUGCCAACUGUGACAGCUUUGACAUCGGGACCCUCUUCAAAUGAUAUUUCAGGGUCUCCAACAAGUUCCCGUGCAACUAUUCCAAGUUCAAAUGGAGUAGGAAGUUCUGGAUCCAAUUCCACUGAAAGCUCCUCUUCUGAAGCUUCAAAAACUGUCUAUGUACCUACAACACCUCCAACAUCCGAAAGCUCAAGAAAUUAUUCAUCAAGCUCUUCAACAAUUUCCCGUGUCAACGCUCAAAGUUCAACUGUGGAAACCUCUGCUGUAACUGCUUCUUCUGGAAUAUCAUCCACUGAAGACUCAAAUACAGGCAAUAUAUCCAUCACAUCUCCAACAAAUGUCAACACAGCAAACAAUAUGUCAAGCGCAACAAUUUCACAGGAACCAGCUCCAAGUUCUGAUGCAGCAAGCGCUACUGCAACCUAUUCUGCUGAAACAUCUCCUUUGGGACAAUCAAAUGGUGAUACCAUGCCAACUGUGACAGCUUUGACAUCGGGACCCUCUUCAAAUGAUAUUUCAGGGUCUCCAACAAGUUCCCGUGCAACUAUUCCAAGUUCAAAUGGAGUAGGAAGUUCUGGAUCCAAUUCCACUGAAAGCUCCUCUUCUGAAGCUUCAAAAACUGUCUAUGUACCUACAACACCUCCAACAUCCGAAAGCUCAAGAAAUUAUUCAUCAAGCUCUUCAACAAUUUCCCGUGUCAACGCUCAAAGUUCAACUGUGGAAACCUCUGCUGUAACUGCUUCUUCUGGAAUAUCAUCCACUGAAGACUCAAAUACAGGCAAUAUAUCCAUCACAUCUCCAACAAAUGUCAACACAGCAAACAAUAUGUCAAGCUCAACAAUUUCACAGGAACCAGCUCCAAAUUCCAAUGCAGCAAGCGCUACUGCAACCUAUUCUGCUGAAACAUCUCCUUUGGAACAAUCUAUUAGUAAACAUGUGUCUACUGUGACAGCUUUGACAUCAAUUUCAAAUGUAACUCGGACCUACCCAGAAUACUCAUCUCCUUUAAAAACUAAUACUCGGCUGUUUAGUUCUGAAAAACCUACUUCUUUUGACACAGCAAGGGAUUUUAAAAACACAGUCAGAGAGAACCUGGUCCUCAUCAGGCAAAAUAUGACUUGGAGUGAAGCCCUGAACUACUGCAGGACUCAUCAUGUGGAUCUGAUCUCUAUCCACACUUAUGAGAUUCAGCUCCAUGUGGAGAACAGGGUUAAGGAGGCCUCCUCUUCCCAUGUAUGGAUUGGUUUACGUUUCACAUGUGUCCUGAACUUCUGGUUCUGGGUCAGUGCAGAAACCCUCAUGUACCAACACUGGGCCCCAGGCAAUGGCACUGGAGCUGAGAAAUGUGGAACCACAGCAGCAGUGGAAUCUGGGGGGACGAAACAGUGGGUCAGCUUGCCUGACACUGAAAAGCUUAACUUCAUCUGCUGUGGAUGAGCUUGAGUUGACAGUGAACAAUUCAUUAUCCCAACUUUAAAUCAGCCUUUAAACAAUUCUUUACAGCAGUCAUGACACCAGUAAUAAAAUAUUUCUCCUGAGUCUUGUAUAAACAGUUAUAAAGUGGAUGUUUACACCUUUCGCACUGAUGAAAUAUUAUGUUCCUUUGAUUGAGAGUGAUUGGGUUAAAAUAUUUACAGUUGGGGGGGUGCGGU
This is a messenger RNA of Scleropages formosus (Asian bonytongue), 5078 nucleotides long. RefSeq names its product serine-rich adhesin for platelets-like. Lineage: Eukaryota; Metazoa; Chordata; Actinopteri; Osteoglossiformes; Osteoglossidae. The record is from RefSeq and is a predicted model, not a curated record. The transcript is spliced from 2 exons. Bases 40 to 4863 code for a protein of 1607 amino acids.